Molecule: messenger RNA, 1108 nt
Organism: Salvia miltiorrhiza (redroot sage)
Lineage: Eukaryota; Viridiplantae; Streptophyta; Magnoliopsida; Lamiales; Lamiaceae
Product: chaperone protein ClpB3, mitochondrial-like
Exons: 2
Coding region: 23-541 (172 amino acids)
Source: RefSeq, a predicted model, not a curated record
CGGCCGUUUUGCUUUAGCGACGAUGGCAAUUGUUAGAAGCACGCCGGCGGUGCGGCUAAGCAGGUCAGCCGUCGCAGCGCUUAGGGCAACCGGCAGGGGUCUUCAAACCCUACCAGCAUCGUCCCCUGCGCUGCGCUCUGCCUCCGCCUCCCCUGCUUUUUAUCCCCGUGCUCCCGUUCCCACCCUCACUAAUAACCAAAAUACAAUUUCUUCUGCUUCGAUCUCAUCAUCAUCAUGCAUCCGCUCUUACUCCUCUGCUGCCUCUAGCCAGAUUAGCAACUCCGAGUUUACUGAAAUGGCGUGGGAUGGAAUUCUUGGAGCUGUGGAUGCAGCAAAAGACAGCAAACAUCAAGUGGUGGAAACCGAGCAUCUCAUGAAAGCCCUUUUGGAACAAAAGGAUGGCCUUGCUCGAAGAAUAUUCACCAAGGCUGGUGUUGACAACACAUCGCUGCUGCAGUCGACUGAUGACUUCAUAUCUCAGCUGAAGGAACCAUUUUUUGAUAUACGGUUCGUGUGCCCACGAUCCAUUUCGGAUAUCUAACAAGUACAUACAAAAACCAUAAUCCUACAAGGUAGUAAAAGAAGUAUACCUGCGAAACGAGAAGUGAUCGACUCCAGAGUUGAUCUUCCGAAUUGUUCCCACGGCAAGAUUCAACGUUGGAUGGCAACUAUCUUCGAAUCCUUAUCUCAAUCUAGAGAAUUGCAAAUCACCUAUCUCUCUCUAACUCUUUCUCACACACUCUUUCACAAACCGUUCUCUGCACACUUUCAUGCUAAAAAUAUAGCAAAAGCAUAGCAAAAGUGAAAAGAUAAUGAUGUGCAUGACUAAGCACCAACUUUCAUUCCUUUACCAUCACUUUCGGCUAGUGAUAGUUUAAACAAUAGCAAAAGUGAAAGUUGGACAAUCAUGGUCAUUUAAUUAUUAUUUAGAAUAAAUAAUAAUGCCCAUCAUUAUAAUUAAGAGAAAGAUCCUUUAGAGAAUUGGUACAUUGUUCUCUUGAGAUUUAAGCCUAUAUUUGGGCCAACCGGGGAUCUACUAGCUCGAAUAAAGUUUGGCCUCCCAGUGCUCGAUUUUCUUAUUCAGCCCAGAAUAUAAAUCGAGACACUA